AUGUUAUCUAUCCUAUAUAUCAUCAAUCGCUAUCUAUCUAGAUGUCGUCAUCCGUUAUUUAUCUUACAUAUCCCCAACCCUUAUCUAUCCUACAUAUCCUCAUCCAUUAUUAAUCCUACAUAUUCUUAUGCGUUAUCUUUCAUACAUAUCCUCAAACAUUAUAUAUCCUACAUACCACCAACCACUAUAUAUCCUACACAUCGUCAUCCGUUAUUUAUCAUACAUAUUUUAUGCGUUAUCUAUCCUACAUAUCCUCAACCAUUAUAUAGCCUUCAUAUCCUCAUCCGUUAUCUACCCUAUAUAUCUUCAUACGUUAUCUAUCCUAUAUAUCAUCUAUCAUUAUCCAUCCUACAUAUCCUCAGACGUUAUCCAUCCUACAUAUCCUCAGCCGUUAUCUAUCCUACAUAUCCUCAGCCGUUAUCUAUCUUACAUAUCUUCCACCGUUGUCUAUCAUGCAUAUCGCCAUCCGUUAUUUAUCGUACAUAA
Messenger RNA from Acanthosepion pharaonis, 486 nucleotides. The record is from the annotation of a GenBank genome assembly. NCBI's taxonomy places the organism in Eukaryota, Metazoa, Mollusca, Cephalopoda, Sepiida, Sepiidae.